AAUGUAAAAGUAAUGAUGUGCAAGACUUGGAUGAUUCUGUCUCUGCCAUUGGUUGUAAAUGGAUUCCUGUGGAAGUAUCAGAUGGAAUGCAAGCAAAAACAGAAAAGAUAAGAUCUUCUCUGAAGAAUGUGAAAAAAGAUACAGGAAAACUAGAGAAACUUAAAUACAAGCCACUCACUGGAAAGGUGUUUUACCUCGAUAUUCCAUCUAAUGUGAUCUCUGAAAAGAUAGGAAAGGACCUCAAAGAACUGGGAGGGAGAGUGGAGAGUUUUCUUAGUAAAGAUAUCAGCUAUCUGGUGUCUAAUAAAAAGGAGGCAAAAUUUGCACCAACUCUUGGUCAGAUUUCUCCUGUUCCUAGCCCAGAAUCUGCACGUAACGGAGGAAAUAGUUCACCUCUUCCUAGCAACCCAAAAGAUCGACAUGAUGGAAGUUCAUUUAAGGUACGUAUGAGCAGAGGAAAAUCCUUAGUUGAAAAAGCAAUCAAAGAGCAGGACUUAAUCCCCUCUGGUAGUAUACUGUCCAAUGCUUUGAGUUGGGGAGUGAAGAUACUUCAUAUUGAUGAUGUUAAGAAUUACAUUGAACAAAAGAAAAAGGAGCUCUACCUAAUCAAAAGAGCAGGCAGUUCUUUUAAAGAUGUGGGAAAACAAGUUACUGCUCCAAAGUCAAUAAGUAGACUGAAAAAUCCAUUUGUCAAGGUGGAAGACAGAAGUCGCCGCUACCGACCGUUUUAUCUGCAGUUACCCAGUUUUCCAGUUCUGAACUACUGUGUUCCAAAACCUUAUAGUCCAUUUGAGGUGGAUAAGAAGCAUCCUUCUGGUCAAAAGCAAACUCAGUCUAAGCAAAGAAACAAAAUAAAUAGUGACCAGGACUGUGGAACUCCUGUUCAGCUCCCUCAGAAGGACAAAAAAAAGAGAGGAUAUUGUGAAUGUUGUGGGAAGAAAUACGAAGAUCUGCAAACACAUCUUGAAAGUGAACAGCACCGAAAUUUUGCACAAAGCACACAGUAUCAAGUUGUUGAUGAUAUAAUCUCAAAGUUUGUUUAUGAGUUUGUUGAAUACAAGGAUGAUGCAAAAAAAAUAAAAAGGACAAAAUGUAGUACAGGAUAUUUUUCUCCUAUUAUUGGAAAGAUAACUAGACCAGAUGAGCUGAAAGAACGACUGAAAAAGCAACGCCUUUCAUUGAAAAGUUACUCGUGGAAGGAUACAGCAAUGCGGGCACUCAAACUGGACCGCCAGCCUGCAGAAGUACAGCCAAAUUCUGUGCCAGUACCUACACCUGUUUCUGGAUCUGUCUGUUCAGUUCUUUAUUGUCACCUGUCACAACCCUUGGAACUAAAAAAUAAGUUCAGAAAUAAUGAUGAAAAUAUUAAAACUGAUUGCUCCUGUGCUACGAACUUAAAAGAGACUGUUGUAUCAUCAAAUUUCAUACAACCACCCCCUCAGAAAGAUGACAAAGCAUGCAUAGAGAACUUGUCUCUUGCUUAUGAGCCCUUCAGUAAAGAAAUACUGGAACCAGAAGUAAAUAAAAAGAACAUCCAGUGUUUUCAGGAAGGCAUGUGUACUUCAUAUUCUCAUACUCAAGGUACAGAUUUUAGUGAAAAAGACAAAAACCUAUCACAGCCAAAACGAAAAUUAAAUAAUGCAGUAGUUCUACCAGCGAAGUGUUUGAAAAAAACAGAUGCCAAUCCUACAUUUGUCAAGAAAUAUCGUGAUUUAUGUGAUAAUCAUCAACAGAUGCAGCACGAUGUAGUUCUGGAGGCUGAGGUAUCUGAUACUGCUAUAAACAAAGAACUCAAUGAAUUGGCUGCCAGCACUGCACAUAGUUCACCGUCUGGAAAGCUGCGCAGAAAAGUGAAGCUUUACUUGGGGAGAAAUAAAAGAGAAACCUGGAAACAGAAUAUGGAGUUACGCGUGAAGUAUACAGAUGGACAGUCUGUUCCUGAAGAGAAGAGAAGUUCUUGUAGCUCACCAGUGCAGGCCCUACUGGAACUACUUCAGACAAGUGAAAUAAACUCAGGAUUUGGAGGUAUUUCAGGUUACACUGAGAAUAAAGAUUCAACUAGCAUAAAAGACAUGUGGGAAGGGCAGAAUACAAAUGUUACCUGGUCAUUAUUUUCCUCUUCAUCCUCGUCCGCAUUUGUUGGAUUUUAA
Messenger RNA from Egretta garzetta (little egret), 2150 nucleotides. It is a transcript of the gene DBF4, whose product is annotated as DBF4 zinc finger. Gene Ontology annotation, molecular function: zinc ion binding; protein serine/threonine kinase activator activity; nucleic acid binding. Gene Ontology annotation, cellular component: Dbf4-dependent protein kinase complex; nucleus. NCBI's taxonomy places the organism in Eukaryota, Metazoa, Chordata, Aves, Pelecaniformes, Ardeidae. The record is from RefSeq and is a predicted model, not a curated record. The transcript has 12 exons. Gene Ontology annotation, biological process: regulation of cell cycle phase transition; positive regulation of nuclear cell cycle DNA replication. The coding region runs from base 87 to 2150 and encodes 687 amino acids.